UGUCAUCACUGACAGCUGUAAUGUCAAUGUCGCUGCUUAUAAUUUGUUUUGUUAGCGGUUUGUUUCCCGUAUCAAACUAUUGCGGAUGAUUUUUGCUGGUAAAGCACUUUAUUUUACACGUUUUCGUGUUAUCGGCCAGUGAGUGCUACAUAUAUUUCCCAUUAUCAUGUACAUUUUGUGUCGACAAAAUGAGUGACGAAACUAACGAGGAACGACAGGACAACGAAUUUGAAGCUUUACAGGCUAUUUACGGUGAUGCGGUUGUGGAUAACCGUGAAGCAGUAGCAUGGAAGAUAUGGAGACCUAUAGAUCUGAUGCUUACGUUGAAUCCCUUACACAAUUCAGACAUCAAAGGCAUACAUUGCUCUGUUACGUUACAUUUCAAAUGCUGUCCCAACUAUCCUGAUAAGCCCCUUAGCAUAGCUAUACACAAGAUGAGAGGUCUAUCCACCGAGAAUGGUACGCAGUUGUUGUCUGAAUUAGAAACUCUAGCGACUAAACUGACGGGAGAAGUCUGUAUAUUUCAACUAGCUCAACAUGCUCAGCAAUUUCUCCAUGACCACAACAAGCCGACACUGUCGUUCUACGAUGAAAUGUUACAGCAAAAGACUGAACAGGAACAGCUGAAACUGCACGAUCUGAAAGUUAAGGAAAAUGAAGAGCGACAAAAAAUGAAAGAUGAAAUUCAGAAAAGGCAAGAAAUAUUGCGUUGUGCGGGCCGGCAGCGUGUUCAUAGGUCUAGCAUUAGUCAGGACAAUGAUAGCAUAGACGGACAGGGAGACGCUCCUGAACUUGUAUAUUACGCCGACGACAAGAUGUCUCCGGUGAAGAAACCAGUGCGAACCAAAACGGUGGACAUACCGUGCACGUGCAAGAACAGAGGCGUACAAGUCAUUAGGAUUACUCAGAGAAAUAAUAGGAAGGUUUAUAUUGGAAACUGUUUAGGCCACUCCUCCAACGGCGCGACAACUUACUUAGCGAUCGACGACGAAGGGGAGCGACUAAUCGCAAAAAAAUGGAUCGCGCCGCCCGCCAACGACUUUCAAGUGCGGACUCGACAACUGACCUCCAUACAACAAGAUCUGAAAGCCAUGUCUCGACUGAACCACCCUUCUAUAACCCCCUACAUAGCCAUGGAAACUAUAAAAGACGCGAACAAACGGACAGCAAAACAAUACAUAUACUUAUUCAGAAAAUUCGUCUUAGGCAGUGCGUUGAAAAGUGUUAAAAGUAGACUCAGUGUGUUUAGUGAUCGCUAUGAAGGGUUAAAACUGUUAAGGCAUGUUGGUUUGGGGGUCUUAGGGGCGUUGAAGGAGCUCCAUAGUGUAGGAAUCGUGCAUAAAGAUGUGAGGGGACAAAAUGUGUAUUUGGACGACUUUGGUGGGGUCAAGUUGGUGGGCAUUGGUCUUGAUGUGAGACUCGCUGAGAUGCUCGACGGUGAUACGUUUUGUGACAGGCAUACAGCAGCGCAAGAUAUUUAUGCUACUGGGCUGUUACUACUGUCAAUAGUGUCACAAGAGCGAACCUACAUGGAAAUACCGCCCGACCUGCCUAGUUCUGCUAAGGAUUUCUUUGCCAGAUGUCUAACAGAAGACGAACAAUCUCAAUGGUCAGCGGAACAGCUCUUAAACCACGUGUUCAUGGUCGAUGCUCCUUCCAAAGUGCCAAGCAGUAAAGAGCAGAAUCAUGAAGGAAGUGGCUCUGAGGACGAUGAAGCUGUAAAGAAGAUCCACCAUACCAGUCCAAUGACGAACGGGCAUUCGCGUCUUCACGCCGAGUUUGAAGUCCUUACGUGGCUAGGCAGCGGAGCUUUCGGCGAUGUACUGAAGGUUAAAAACAAACUAGACGGCGGUUUCUACGCGAUCAAACGCAUUAAACUUAACCCUGAAAGCGUUCAGUUAAAUAAGAAGAUAACUAGAGAAGUUAAGUUACUAUCUAGACUUAACCAUGAGAAUGUGGUUAGAUAUUUUAACGCGUGGAUCGAGUCUAGUGUUGCGGUAGAAGAGGACGACGUUAGUGAAGAGAUAGAGAUAGAAGAUGUUAAAAAGAGAGUUGAUAGUUUACAAGGCGUUGUAGCCAAACUAGGCCAAGAUGUGAAGGUGGAAUGGUCAAUGUCAGAGAUUCCUGUACAGAACACGAACUCAUCAUCAGACAGUGAGGAUGAGGAGGAUGAUGAUGAUGAACCGGAUCCCUGGUUCAAUAUUAUGAGGCCUGAUGACGGAUCAAGUAGCGGCGUGGAAUUCGAAGAAGAAUCCAAUGUGUCGCAGACUAUAGAAUCUGAGGACGAGGUAGACGCGCCGCGGCCGCCAUCGGAACGUGUGAAACAAGUACUUUAUAUACAGAUGGAGUUUUGUGAGAAACAUACUCUACGGCAGGCCAUCGACAGUGGGUUGUACCAGGAGCAUUUUCGAGCGUGGAGGUUGUUUAGGGAGAUAGUGGAAGGUCUAGCUCAUGUGCACCAAAGAGGCAUGAUCCAUAGAGAUCUGAAGCCGGUCAACAUAUUCUUGGACUCCAAUGACCAUGUCAAGAUAGGAGACUUCGGACUCGCUACUAAAGCAUUCUCUGUUUUACCUGUGGACGAAAAAGCUAAGCAAGAGGAAAUUGGUGGAUCACUGACGGGCCAGAUCGGCACAGCUUUAUACGUGGCUCCGGAACUCCUGCAAUCCAGUUCCAAAGUCAUAUACAACCAGAAGGUGGACAUAUACUCGCUGGGCAUCAUCCUCUUUGAGAUGUUCCAUCCCCCCCUCGACACCGGGAUGGAGAGGAUGCUGGUCCUCUCCAACUUGAGGAGCAAGGACAUUAUAAUGCCUAAGGGUUUCGAAAAAGAGGAGAAUGCGAGGCAGAUUCAUGUUAUCAGGUGGCUACUAAACCACGAACCAAGUUUGCGUCCUACUUGCGCAGAAUUAUUAGGCAGUUCCCACGUACCUCGGGCCGUACCUGAGGGUGCACUAGCGGGGCUACUGUCCCACGCACUGAGCGACAGGGGGGCGCGAGGGUACACACGACUGGUCGCCGCCUGCCUGGACCAGCGGCCGUCGGCUGCCGAGGACUAUACUUACCAUAAUGACAUGAAGACGAAGCCACAGGAGUUGUUGUUGCAGAUUAAGGAUGCUGUUACUAAGGUGUUCCGUAGCCACGGUGCCACAGAAUUCUCCCCUCCCCUACUAAUUCCCCGCGCAUCAGCCUGGGACCAGCAUGCCAACGCCGUGAAAGUGAUGACGUCAUCGGGCUCCGUCGUACAUCUACCUCAUGAUUUGAGACUGCCGUUUGCUAGGCAUAUAGCAUACAAUGGCACAAAGUACAUGCGUCGUUACGUCGUGGAUCGAGUUUACAGGGAGAAACAUGUGCAAGGGUUUCAUCCAAGAGAAAUAACCGAGUGUGCUUUCGAUAUCGUGUCGCCGAAGACUGACUCCCUAUGGCCGGAUUCAGAGCUCCUAGUAGUGGCCAGUCGGGCGGCGUCAGAGAGUUGUCUGAAAGUGUCUCUACAGCUGAACCACACGGAGUUACUGCGCACUCUACUACUGUCCUGCGGGGUGCCCAUGGACAAACACGCCGACAUAUACCCUGUACUCGUUGAUGUUAGUUUUGGUCGUAUAACCAGCUUACAACUACAAACCCACCUAACAUCCCUUUGCAUCACAAACAAAGAUGUAUCGAACCUCCUGCGUCUAAUGGACGCAGACGUGCCAAUACAUGAAGUGAGAGAACUAGUCAUACCGUAUGUGAAACAUGCUAAAUGGAGCAAAGUCGUGUCGCAAGCUGUUCAUGAUUUGGAGGCUGUGUAUAGAAACGCUAAGGCUUUGGGUUGUGAGUGCCCAAUCACAGUAGCUCCGUUCCUAGCCUAUAAUGCGACGCAGCAUUCUGGAAUAUUCUGGCAAAUGUCGGUCAUCAGGAAUACGGACAAUAAAGUCGUUACUGCCAAACACAGGGCAGGAGAUCUUAUUGCAGCGGGAGGAAGAUACGAUGCCUUGGUAGCAGAAUUCUGGAAGGUAGCAUCAACGGAGAAGGAUCAUGACAGUACCGAACUAAAGUCUAGUUCAGUUGGGUUCUCUAUGUCUUUGGAGAGAAUGGCGGCCAUAUUGAAAAAGAUGGACGCUGAGACGCCAAUCCAACAGCCUAAUGUUGAGAUGGGUCUAAUCUGCGUGUGUGUAUGGGGCGCGGCGGGGUCGGGUCGCGACGGGCAGGCGGCGCGGCGCCGGGCCUGCCUGGCGCGCGACCUGUGGGCCGCCGGCCUGCGCGCCGCGCUGUGGCCAUCUGCCAAUGACUCCACGGCCGACGCACACGACCUGGCGCGGCCCGGACUGCUCAUACUGCACGAUGAUGCUGAUGUUAGACUGGCUUGCUGGGAUGGGAUGAGGUUAAGAGAACAUAAAGUGCCAUACAUAGAUGUCCUGGACUUCAUCAGACAGAAGCUGUGUCCCGAUACUGUCAGGAAUUCUGAACCUGGUACUACGUCAAACCGCGCGCUGAGCUGGUCGGAGUGUGAGAAGUCAAACGGUGGCUUCACGACCUCAGUGAGCUUCUGCAUCGGCUCCAAAGACAGGAUGAACAAGAACUCCAAGAGGCAUUGUGAGAACCAGAUAAACACCCAAAUAACGUCGACGCUAGUGUCCCUGGGUCUGCAGGCGGGCAUCAGCCGGGUGCGAGUGCACGUGGUGGCGGUGUCCCUGGAGGCGGGCGCGCUGCGGGCGCUGGCCGCGGGGCUGGCCGCGCCGCUCGACCCAGCCGACAUGCACCACGCCUUCAUGGCGGUUAUUGAUGCGUACCCAAAACGCCGAGAUGUAUUAGACGACGCCCUCCAUGAAUUAACAACACUAGUUAAACAAAACAGCCAGUGUAGGGCCACAGAUGAAACACAGCUCUAUGCUCUUUACUCUAUAAACGAUUCUCUAUGCCGACUGAUCACGUGACCUUACUUUAGAGUAUAUCUUUUUUACAAGUUUUUGCAUUGACUUUUGUUUAUAUUUUAGUUGUAAUUAAUUAAUUAAUGUCGGAUUGUUUGAUUUUGUGUAACUUCGAUGAUGGAAGUGUUUUUUUAUGUGUAUAGUUUUGUCGGAGUGUGAUAUACAGUGUAGUGUAGUUAGGUAACUCUUACUUUGGUUUUAUCUCAGGCUAUUUUAGCUACUUUUUAUAUGUAUAGGGUGACUGGUAAUUAGUGAAAGAUAUCUUAACACGUGAUUGUAAUCAUGAUUACAACUAACUUUCCCAGAGAAACUUUUUUUUUCAAAAACUUUGUUCCACACUAGAAUUUUCUCUGGUGUCGUGACGCGUUUACAAAUAUACAAGUUCACGUAAAAAAAGUUUCUUUGGGAAAGUUGUUUGUAAUCAUGAGUACAAUCACGUGUUUAAAUAUCGCUCCCUAAUUACCAGUCACCCUAUAUUGAUAAAAGUAUCUCAAUUCUAAGAUUUAUGUAAUAAAAAUAUUAACCUGUAACUGCAAUAGCUAAAAAGUUAGUCUAAAUAUGUGUUACAGGCCCCAAAAAGUGAUAAAACCUAAUUACUUUUCACCUCGUUAAUUAUUUUCUCCCAACCUCAUAAGUGUAAUAGUUCUACCCAUUGAUAAUAGAUGGUGUUCUGUGUUAAGGUACCGGUAAUUAUUAUUUAUCGGCUUACUCAUGUAACUGUUUGGCGAGGAACUC
This is a messenger RNA of Spodoptera frugiperda (fall armyworm), 5639 nucleotides long. RefSeq names its product eIF-2-alpha kinase GCN2 (gene Gcn2). The coding region runs from base 189 to 4910 and encodes 1573 amino acids. Gene Ontology annotation, molecular function: ATP binding; eukaryotic translation initiation factor 2alpha kinase activity; protein binding. The transcript has 28 exons. Lineage: Eukaryota; Metazoa; Arthropoda; Insecta; Lepidoptera; Noctuidae. Gene Ontology annotation, cellular component: cytosol. The record is from RefSeq and is a predicted model, not a curated record. Gene Ontology annotation, biological process: regulation of translational initiation by eIF2 alpha phosphorylation; DNA damage checkpoint signaling.